GUGUGGAAAACGGGGAGAUUCCAUACCUCCAUUAAGGCGCCAUCAGCCUAUCUGUACUCGCAGUUUCAUAACAAACCAUGGCUGCCCCGUUGGUCAGAUUUUUGUCAAAGUCCGUCAGACAGAUCUCUCGUCCAUCAUGGGGGGCAUGUCAGUCUGGAUUGAGGAGCAGGACUACUUCUGCCCCAGCCGUGGCUCCAAACCAGGCAGGUGGAGUGGUGGCCUUCCCUCCCCUACAGACAUAUUCAGAGGAGGAGAGCAUGAUGAGGGACGCAGUGAGGAAAUAUGCACAAGAGCGCAUCGCCCCGUUUGUGCCAAUGAUGGAUGAAAAUUCUACCAUGGAUGAAGAAGUCAUUAGAUCCCUGUUUGAGCAGGGGCUCAUGGGGGUGGAAAUUGACUCAGAAUAUGGCGGCACUGGCUCCUCGUUCUUCUCCUCCAUCCUGGUGAUUGAAGAGCUGGCGAAGGUGGAUCCCUCCGUGGCUGUGCUCUGCGACAUCCAGAACACACUCAUCAACACACUGUUUGUGAAACUUGGCACGCCGGCUCAGAAAGAGAAGUACCUCAACCGACUGUCAACUGAUAUGAUUGGAAGCUUCUGCCUCUCCGAAGCCGAAUCGGGGAGCGACGCUUUCGCUCUGAAGACGCGAGCGGAAAAACACAAGGACUAUUUCGUAAUCAACGGAUCCAAGAUGUGGAUCAGCAACGCAGAGCAAGCAGGGGUUUUCCUAGUGAUGGCCAACGUAGAUCCCUCUGCUGGAUACCGAGGGAUUACCUGCUUUAUUGUGGACCGGGACAUGCCGGGGCUCGAGAUUUGCAAGAAGGAGAACAAGCUUGGCCUGCGCGCAUCCUCCACCUGCCCUCUUAACUUUGACAACGUCAAGGUACCAGAGGCGAAUAUUUUAGGAGAGGUCGGUCACGGAUACAAAUAUGCUAUUGGAAUGCUGAACGAAGGCAGGAUUGGAAUUGCUGCACAGAUGGUUGGCCUGGCUCAGGGCUGCUUUGACCAUACUGUUCCUUACACCAGACAGCGGGUGCAGUUUGGAAAGCGCAUCUUUGACUUUCAGGGCAUGCAGCAUCAGAUAGCUCACGUAGCCACCCAGAUCGAAGCGGCGCGUCUGCUGACGUACAACUCCGCCCGACUGAAAGAAGCCGGCAGACCUUUCAUCAAGGAGGCCUGCAUGGCCAAAUACUUCUCCUCCGAGGUUGCGACUCUGACCACGUCAAAAUGCAUCGAGUGGAUGGGAGGAGUCGGCUUCACCAAGGACUACCCCAUAGAGAAAUACUACAGAGACUGUAAAAUCGGAACCAUUUAUGAGGGCACAACAAAUGUCCAGCUAUCUACUGUGGCCAAGUUCAUCGACAAAGAGUAUGACCACUGAAACCAUCAAGCCACAAACCGAUUGAUUCCGUUUUGCUGUAACACUCCGUGCUCUUGUCGUUUUUGCGAUGACUUCAUUAGAUUCAACCCUGCAGAAUUAUGUUGUUGUAGAGCUAUUCUAAUAGGGUUUUGUUGUAACGUUGGGUCUCACAAAGUAGUUCCUAUAGCUGAUGUCACGGAUUCUUUAAGGUUUAAAGUUGAGUUGUUUUUGCAUUUUCUGCAUGGUAUUUUCCCAAAUCGGUGCAGAAAGGAGCACGGUCACUUUUAAGCCUUCACAGUAUCAUGUCUCUCCCACAUUUGUUGCAUCUGUCGAUGUCUAUUGAUCAGUUUUCCAAGCAUAACAUCGCCAAGGGUUAGAAUACAGGUUUGAAUGUUUGAGUUUGAUCAAGUUAUUCUUCAGAUGAUUCAGUGCCUUCAGAGAAUUUUGUCUUCAACGGUUGGACUGUGGCAGCUCAGUUGUUUGUUUCCUUACAUACUGUAAGCUGGGUGAUUUUACAUCGUAAUAAAAACGUCCAUAACAUGCUAAUUAUA
Messenger RNA from Poecilia reticulata (guppy), 1906 nucleotides. RefSeq names its product acyl-CoA dehydrogenase short/branched chain (gene acadsb). Gene Ontology annotation, cellular component: mitochondrion. NCBI's taxonomy places the organism in Eukaryota, Metazoa, Chordata, Actinopteri, Cyprinodontiformes, Poeciliidae. The record is from RefSeq and is a predicted model, not a curated record. Gene Ontology annotation, molecular function: acyl-CoA dehydrogenase activity; flavin adenine dinucleotide binding.